Molecule: messenger RNA, 960 nt
Organism: Cylindrotheca closterium
Lineage: Eukaryota; Bacillariophyta; Bacillariophyceae; Bacillariales; Bacillariaceae
Source: the annotation of a GenBank genome assembly
AUGGCAGCUUUUGUCCCCUUUGACAACUGGAAUGACUAUCGCACCACCUCAAUCAAGCGGGUCGAAGGGAAAGAUCUCAGUGGAAAGGUCAUGGUGAUCACUGGUGCCACUGGUAGUUUGGGAAAAGAAAUGGCAUUCGCCCUUGUUUCCGCCGGUGCCACUGUGAUUAUGACGGGCCGCACAAUGGCCAAAUUGGAAAAGGCCAAAACGGAUGUUCUUAGCCGAUCUGAUAGUGCUUCGGAAUUAAAAGGAUCCAUUGAGUUGAUGGAACUGGAUCUGGGCAGUUACGAUAGCAUUCAAGCCUUUGUCGCGGCCUUGCAAAAAGCUCACGGCGAUGGUAUUGACGUAUUUGUCAACAAUGCCGGGUAUUGCCCAACAUCUGAAUUUAAAGCCUCGAAGUACGACGUCGAACUUUCAUUUCAGUCGAACUUUUUGUCCCUGGUCCUUCUCACCGAGCUCGUUCUACCAUUGGUUACCAAGAAGAAUGGUCGUUUGGUUCAUCUUACUAGCAUGUCUCACGGCGAUGCUCCCAAACCAAUGGAUUUUACCAAGAUUCCUUCCACCAAGGAAACCUUUGGAGGGUACAACAAAGACUAUGCGGAAAGUAAAUGGCUUGUCACGGCCUACUCCGCCAUGCUUGCCAAACGAGGCGUCACUUCUGUCUGCGCCGAUCCCGGUGCGAGUCCAGGAUCGGCCAUGUGGGACAACCAACCUUUGAUGAUUCGGAUUAUGGCAAGAUAUGUCUUUCGCUUUCUGACAAAGACUGCAACUCAGGCUGCGGCCUGUCCCACUUAUCUGGCAGUGGCAGAUACGGUUGAGAGUGGAGGCUACUAUGCAUCUGGGGUCCAAUACUCCGGCCGUGAAGAUACCAAUGAUCCCAAGGAAUGGGCCAAGGUGACUGAGGCCUUGGCAAAGACCUUUCCCGAAAAGUAUCAAAAGUAUGCCAUCAAGGUUGAGUAA